GGGGCAGCCGGGCACGCGCCCACGUGGGCUGGACGAGCUCGGCUCCGCUGCGGGAGAGGCUCGCUUGCAGCCGCGCCGGCAGAGGGGAACCAGCCCGAGAUCCUGCCUGACUUCAGCCGGAGUCUGGGUAGGAGGCGGGGCGCGAAAGGAAGGGAGUCCGGAGCUGCCCGCUCUUCUUCGCCUGGAGCUUCACGCCAGCCCCAGGAGAGUCCGCCCCAACAGUUUGCAGGAGGGGUGGAGCCGAGUCCAGUAGCACUGGAGACCUCCUCGGGGGCACGAGUUUGCGAGAGUCAGAGCUCCCAUUUUGCAGGUGGCUGCAGAGAUCCGGCGCUCAGCCCCCUCUGGUAACAAGAGCAGGAGGAAGGGGGGACUGAGAAACCCACGUGGAGCGAGUCGAGCUGACCCCAAGAGAGACCGGGCUUGUGAAGGGCAAGCCGGGCUGGCAGAAGGGAAUGCCGGGCAACCCGGCACUCUACAGAGGAGAGGAGGCUGAGCAGGGCUAAGGGAGAGCUGGCCUGGCUGGCAGCCCCUCCCCCGGGAGAAAGGUCACUGUUGCCUCCAGUGUGAUGUGUGUGGAUGGGUCAUAGGUGAUGCUGGCGGUCAGAUGAAGGCGAGGGGGCUGAGACUCCCCUGACGAUCUCCAGGGGCAGGGAGGGGGAGCUGUCAAGCCCCCAGCAUAUUGCCGGGGACAAGAAGGCAUCAGAGACUCAGCGAGCAUGUGCAGAAAGCAAAAGGCCUGCCCAAGGGACUUGGAGAAGAACCCAAGGAAGUAGAAAGCCCUGGCCCGUUCCUGGUUCCUGCUUCAGGUGUCUCAGGCCUUUCCACCAUGGCCGCCUACGACGCCGCCAUCUCGCUGCUUGUGAUGGUCGGCACCGUGGCGCUCGCGGCAGCCGGCAGGCAACUGGCCCGCCGAUUUGUACGUAACCCGCAGCUGUACUCCUUCAUCCAGGAGCUGAGCGGCGCCUUCCAGAUCUGCGCCUGCACCCACGAGCUUCGCCUCCUGGCUGAUUUGCCCCCCAAGCCGCAAGUGGCCCUCGCCCUCACCUACGCCUGCACGGCUUUUCACUGCCUGACACUGCCCAGCAGCGUCAACAACCCCGCCAGCAGCUUCCAGCUUCUCUGCACGAACAAGAGCCCGGUCAAGACCUGGGGGCUGCAAACUUCGGGCCAGUUGGCCGGGGCAAUGCUGGCGAACCUUUACAUGAAGUGGAUCUGGUCGUUGGGGAUCAUACCGGCGCAUUCGACGGCGCUGUCAGAGAAAUGCAAUGACCCGAUCCAGACAACUGUGGGCAAUGCGUUUAUUCUCGAGCUCCUUUUCUCCUCCUUGUUCCAUCUGACCUUGCGGAAAUUCGAAUCAAUGGAUCACCAGGCAAAAGUUCAUCUUCUUGCUUUGCUGGUCACCGCUUUGGUAUACGAAGGAGCGCAUCUCACAGGGGCAAUAUUCAACCCCGCUCUGGCUUUCUCUUUGCACUUGAAUUGCUUCCUGGACAAAUUCUGGAAUUACAUUCUGGUCUACUGGAUAGCACCCUGUGUAGGGUCUGUAUUGGUGGCUGUCUUGUGGGAUGAAGUACUUCCGCAAUUACGCCGCCAUUUUAACAUUUAAGAGACUCAUCAGAACUGGUGUAGACGUAUUCCACACGGAUGGAAGGCCAGACACUAAUAUCUCUUCAGCAACAUUCAGGCUGCUGUUUGGGGAAUACAGUUUUAGAAUUUCACAGAAUGGCGUUUGUUUGUGCCAUUAAAGAAUAGGCUUGUUUUUUCCUGA
Molecule: messenger RNA, 1765 nt
Organism: Sphaerodactylus townsendi
Lineage: Eukaryota; Metazoa; Chordata; Lepidosauria; Squamata; Sphaerodactylidae
Gene: AQP11
Product: aquaporin 11
Exons: 3
Coding region: 827-1603 (258 amino acids)
Biological process (GO): transmembrane transport
Cellular component (GO): cytoplasm; membrane
Molecular function (GO): channel activity
Source: RefSeq, a predicted model, not a curated record